AUGGGCGCUGAACGCGAGUUUGAAGAACUGAGAAGGGGCCAUACUACUUCAAUGGCUGUACCUGUUGGCAAGCUGGAGCGAUGCCAUACUGGAUACCGUCAUCCGUUCAUCUUUGGUCUUAUCUUUUCCGGAGGAGUGGGCGUCAUCGAGCAUGCACUGAAACGACUGGUAUGGGAGGUGAAGAUCCCAUCGUCAACCACACAGAUCACCCUUAGUAGAAAGCAGAUACAGUAUGUCCUAGACGAAUUGGGGGGCUAUGCCGAACUGAGAGACGAACAAAAUCAAUGCCAGGUAUCAUGCUUCGAACGCAUAUGGGAAUCCUAUUCUUUACUGUGCCCCGAUCUCUCUGCGACACUUGAAGGCCAAUUUGAUCGACUGCGACAAGAACUCGUCGGAAAUCGUGCAUUGCCGAAAGAGACCUUCCUCGUCGACCCUAUGCUUUGUAGCCUCAUCUAUGGUCGUACCCUUGUUACUGUCUCUCCCAGUCGACCACCUCGACCAAUCCCUCCACCAGGUCCAAAUGCCGACAUCUAUACGAUAUGUCCGAAAUUCGCGAUGCUACCCUCUGAUGUCGAGGUCUCGGGCGAUGGCACUGCAAGAUUUCUAUCCUACAUCAACAAUCUUCAUUAUGGAAGCAAUCCUGUGCUCUACAACGCACUGGAAAGGCUCUUGACCAGGUCGAUCCCACUGUUCGAGCAUACGCUGACGGAUUUGCAUCGAAAUAACCCGCUGCAUCAGAGGAUCAAAGGAGCAUCGAGGUAUACGGUUUGGGACGAACCUGAUCCACCGGAGCAUUCAGACGAUGAGGAUGGGUGGUCGGAGUUUGAGACGACGAUGAGGAAUUGGGUGAUGAAUCGACCAAUCGAGCUCCCUGAUGUUCCAGUUACGGGGUAUUCGGGCGAGAGACAGCAACGACGACAUGUGGUUAGUCUGAGGGGUAGGAAACUGCAAGUGGUCACAAGGGUGCAGGAGAUUCAGUUGAAUCCCGGUGAACCUGAACAUCCCGGUUUCGAAUGGCAUGUUGAGGGUAUGCGGAAUGAGCGAAUAGUUGCUUGUGCAACCCAUUUUUUGACAUAUGAGAAUUUGGAUCCGUCAGGGUCAAUGGAAUUCAGGAUGGCGGUUGCACAUCCUCGCGGGUUCAUCCCGGGAGACGAAGGCGCAACCUUGCGUACCUGGGGUUUCAUGGACGGCGACCCAUGUCACCAGUAUAAUGGAGCUGUCCCACUUCGUGCAAACCUCAGUGUCAGUUAUCCGAACCUCUACCAGCACCGCAUCUCCCCUCUCCGACUUGCCGACACAUAUCAACCAGGCCGUGUCACUUUUGUCACGUUCCUUCUUGUGGAUCCCGACAUCCAGCCCAUUAUCUCGACAGCGAAUGUUGGGCCUCAACAGGCGCAGUGGAUCAAGAAGGCGUUGUACGACACCCUCUGCCCUUCACGGCUCCCGGCUGAGUUGAUAGAGAUAAUUUAUUCCAAAUGCGACUGGUUGCUGCACGAAGAGGAUGCAAGGCAAUACAGGGAGGAAUAUGUGGAUCUUUUGGUUAACUUUACGGCCAGGAACGACCAGUGCUAUUUCUCAUUACCGUUCGAUGCAUGGGCUGGACAAUGA
Molecule: messenger RNA, 1608 nt
Organism: Coprinopsis cinerea okayama7#130
Lineage: Eukaryota; Fungi; Basidiomycota; Agaricomycetes; Agaricales; Psathyrellaceae
Exons: 8
Coding region: 1-1608 (535 amino acids)
Source: RefSeq, a predicted model, not a curated record